This is a messenger RNA of Phytophthora nicotianae INRA-310, 120 nucleotides long. RefSeq lists its product as hypothetical. Bases 1 to 120 code for a protein of 39 amino acids. Lineage: Eukaryota; Oomycota; Peronosporomycetes; Peronosporales; Peronosporaceae. The transcript has a single exon. The record is from RefSeq and is a predicted model, not a curated record.
AUGCGUUCGUUCUCGCGCAAACGACAGGGAAACCACACUGUCCGCGCUAUCCUCCGCCGCAAGUAUAACUACAUGAAAACGGGUGGUAUGAGUGGAAGUGCGCCCGAGUGCGUAAAGUGA